AUGAUCUCAAAUUUUGACGAAUUCUACUUUGUUGAAAAAGCAGUCACAGAAAUUUGGAUAUGGAUGUGGUUUGUUCAUCGUGUAUGGUCUACAGAUAAAUUUUCCAAUUUAAGAUGGCGUAAAAUUAAAGCAAUGGAAUUAAAAUCAAUAAUUACAACCUUGCUAUUAAUAGCAUUUCCAAUGAUGGCCAUUUAUGAUAUAUCAUGGAUCAAAAUUAAAUAUUCAGAAGGUCAUAUUGGACUGACAAGCACUAGUGCUGAUGGUCAUAAUGAAGAUAAAUAUAUUGAAAAGCCCUAUCUAGAUCCAAAUAAUUCAUCACAAAUUAUUUGGUCUAAAGAAAAUCAAAUAUUAAAAGAGACGGCCGACUAUUUACUCUGUGCCAUUUACUCUUUACAAACUGGCACGCUAAUUUUAUUACAGGCGUUUUGGAGCCAUUUAACAGAUCAAAUGGGCGAUAAGACAUUUAUGAAUUCUUGUGAAUUUAAAAUGUAUACUUUAUGGAGUUUUUUGUCAAUUCUGAUAUUUCCUAUACCGAGAUACAUGCUAGAGGACAAUCAGUUGCUUUCAGAAAUCCGAACAAGAAUAAAACUCAAAGAAUUACUAAAAAAAUUCCACCGAAAAUCACUUGAAAGUCAAGAAACCUCACUACGCAUAAGCUAUUUCUUAGAGAUGAACUGUUUGCUUAUGAUAGGAUUACUUUUAACUAGCAUUGGUUUUAUAAUUUUGUUUAUUGAAGAAAUGGCAAUAACGACAUCAACAAAUGCGCAAAUGAUAACAAUAAACGCUAUUUUUAGAGAUUUUUUAACGGUUUUAGCAAAUUUUGGAAAUUUGAUUUUAUGGGUGACGAUAAUUUUCAUUAUUUACCCAAGAUACCACAUAACAGGAUUAUUUGGUAGCUUAUCCCUAACCAAGAAAACUUUGAAUAGAUUGAGUAAGGUUAUUGUUAUUGUUAGUAAUGAUCAAUCAUCUUCUAUGACAACAAGUGAUGAUAGUGAGUAUUAUGAGGAAGAAGAUGUUGAAAGCGAUAACAAUAAGGGAGCACAAAGAGCAAGAUAA
Entrophospora sp. SA101 is the source of this 1056-nucleotide messenger RNA. NCBI's taxonomy places the organism in Eukaryota, Fungi, Glomeromycota, Glomeromycetes, Entrophosporales, Entrophosporaceae. The record is from the annotation of a GenBank genome assembly.